Seriola dumerili (greater amberjack) is the source of this 1838-nucleotide messenger RNA. Its product is annotated as sorting nexin-9-like. The transcript has 17 exons. NCBI's taxonomy places the organism in Eukaryota, Metazoa, Chordata, Actinopteri, Carangiformes, Carangidae. Gene Ontology annotation, molecular function: protein binding; phosphatidylinositol binding. Bases 75 to 1652 code for a protein of 525 amino acids. Gene Ontology annotation, cellular component: cytoplasmic vesicle; plasma membrane. Gene Ontology annotation, biological process: cleavage furrow formation; protein transport; mitotic cell cycle. The record is from RefSeq and is a predicted model, not a curated record.
CGCUGAACAGCUAAACAGGAUGAAACUUUGAUCCAAUAUAAAACGAUAAAAAAUCUGCUGCUGCUGACGUUAUCAUGGCUCUGAAGGCUCAGGUUCUGUACAACUUCACGGCUGAACCAGGAAACAACGAGCUGUCGGUCAGAGAGGGAGAGACACUCACUGUGCUCAGCCAGACUGUGGGUAGAGGCUGGAUCGAAGUCCAGAACUCCAGCGGACGAACUGGACUGGUACCAGAGGGAUAUUUACAGGUUGGAAAUGUCGGCAGUGGUGAAGGGGGUGGGGCUUAUGUCUCUCACAGUACAGGAGGGUGGGAUAGUCAUGGAUACACGCACACACAAGCUGUUGACGACGAGGACGGCGAGUGGGACGAUGACUGGGAUGAUCAGUCAGUGGGCGGUUAUCACGGUAAUAAUCAGCUGGAUGGGGAGGGUGGAGCUUCAGGACAAAGUACCCACGGACCCUCCAUGAAGAUCUCCCUGAACAAGUUUCCGUUCUCCAAAGGUCCGAGUCCAGAAGUCUUCUUAUUGGCCAAACCACCAGCUGACAGCAGAGACCGACUUCCUGUCUAUAUGGGAGAGGUGGGUCCGGUCUGGUUGUACCCGUCAUCCUCUCUGGACUGUGUGAUCGCUGAUCCCAAGAAAGAAUCCAAACUGUACGGACUGAAGAGCUUCAUCGAGUACCAGCUCACCCCCAGUACAACUAACAGACCUGUAAAUCAUCGCUACAAGCAUUUUGAUUGGCUGUACGAGCGUCUUCUGGAGAAGUUCGGAUCAGCGCUGCCCAUCCCCCCACUGCCUGACAAACAGGUCACAGGCAGGUUUGAGGAGGACUUCAUCAGGAUGAGGAUGGAGCAUUUACAGGCCUGGAUGAGUCGAAUGUGUCGUCAUCCCGUCGUGUCUCAGAGCGACGUCUUUCAGCUCUUCCUCACCUACAGAGAUGAGAAGGAGUGGAAGGCGGGGAAGAGGAGGACGGAGAGAGACGAGGCGGUGGGACCCAUGAUCUUCACUCUGAUUGAAUCUGAAGCUGCAGAGCUUGAUGCUGCUCAGGUUGAACAGAGGUGUGAGCAGUACAGUCAAUUCACAAAGUCAAUGGAUGACGGAGUCCGAGAGCUGCUGAACGUUGGACAUGCACACUGGAAACGCUGCACCGGACCGCUUCCUAAAGAGUACAAGCGGAUUGGUCGAGCCUUCAGAAACCUUUCAAAUGUUUUCAACAGCAGCAAAUAUCCAGGAGAAGAGACGUUAACAAACGCUAUGACAGUUGCUGGAGAAACCUAUGAGGAGAUUGCUGUGAUCGUCGCACAGCAGCCUCAGAAGGAUCUUCACUUCCUGUUGGAGACAAACAGCGAGUACAAAGGUUUACUGAGCUGUUUCCCAGAGAUCAUCGCUGUACACAAGGCUGCAGUGGAGAAGGUGAAAGAAGCGGAUCGUCUGGUUUCUGCAGGAAAAAUCAACAACAACGACAGGAAGUGGAUGAACCAACGAAUCAGCUGCAUGAGCUACUCACUGCAGGCUGAGAUGAAUCAUUUCCAUAGUAACCGUAUCUAUGACUACAACAGAGUGAUGCAGCUUUACCUGGAACAACAGGUGACCUUCUACCAGCAGAUUGCUGAUAAGCUGAGAGCAGCUCUGAGCCAGUUCACCACACUGUGAGGACAAUGACAUCACAGCCUGAUGAUGUCACAGCCCAAUGAGGUCACAGCCCAAUGACAUCAUCCAUUACACAUUUAACAAAAUAAAAUGUUUUCAAACUGAUUUGAAAAACUUUCAAACUUUAUUUAAAUGUUUCUCUGGUUGAUGAACGAGCAUGAACUUAAUUCUUCUUCUUCUGCCUUAAUU